This is a messenger RNA of Notodromas monacha, 858 nucleotides long. Lineage: Eukaryota; Metazoa; Arthropoda; Ostracoda; Podocopida; Cyprididae. The record is from the annotation of a GenBank genome assembly.
AUGGCUGUGCGACUUCCCGCGUGUGUGAUCGACAACGGCACCGUUCGUCAUGGACUCGUUGAAGACUGGGACCUCAUGGAGCUCUUCUGGGAGCAGUGCAUCUUCAAAUACCUUCGAGCAGAGCCCGAAGACCAUUACUUCAUUUUGACGGAACCGCCUCUGAACACGCCGGAAAAUAGAGAAUACACAGCAGAAAUCAUGUUCGAGUCUUUCAACGUUCCUGGAUUGUAUAUCGCUGUUCAAGCCGUCCUCGCUCUCGCGGCUUCUUGGACCUCUCGUCAAAUAGGGGAGCGAACACUUACAGGAACUGUGAUAGACUCCGGAGAUGGUGUGACGCACGUUAUUCCGGUGGCCGAUGGAUAUACUUAUGAUGGCAUGAAUGCAGUUACGAAGCAACCUUUUACGAUUGACGUUGGCUAUGAGCGGUUCCUUGGGCCGGAGAUCUUCUUCCAUCCUGAAUUCGCUAAUGCGCAGUACACAACGCCAAUUAGCGAAGUGGUCGACGAAGUGAUACAAAAUUGUCCCAUUGAUGCCCGUCGUCCCCUUUACAACAACAUCGUGCUCUCCGGAGGCUCGACUAUGUUCCGAGAUUUCGGUCGCCGUUUGCAACGCGAUGUAAAGCGUUCAGUGGAUAAACGUUUGCAAAUGAGCGAGAUAUUGAGUGGUGGGAACUUGAAACCGAAGCCAAUUGAUGUACAAGUGAUUACACAUCACAUGCAACGCUAUGCGGUCUGGUUCGGGGGUUCAAUGUUGGGUUCGACCCCGGAGUUUUACUCUGUCUGUCACACGAAGGCGCAGUAUGAGGAAUGCGGACCCAGUAUUUGUCGGCAUAACCCGGUUUUCGGAACUAUGACUUAA